Molecule: messenger RNA, 1158 nt
Organism: Symbiodinium sp. CCMP2456
Lineage: Eukaryota; Dinophyceae; Suessiales; Symbiodiniaceae
Source: the annotation of a GenBank genome assembly
AUGGUUGCAGGGAGCAACGCCUCCACCCGGUUCUUCCGACCCCAGGAUCCGAGUGUGAACAUCACCACUGCUGGGGCUUUGGGGAAGAGCGAGAAGACGGCUGUCUUGCGAGAGCCCAGGGUCCCCUUGAGAAAGUUGGGCUUGAUGUCCAUUGCGGGGCUCGUUGCCGGCUACUGGAUGACCGUGGUGGCCAGGGAAAAAUCGUCGCCUUCCAAGGGUUUCUCGUGCACGGAGGAAGACAGGAGCCUUUGGUCCGCAACGCCAGAAGCUCUGCCGUGGAUGGUGCUGUCCAUGGUCCUCUCCAUCUUCAACAAGUGGAUUUUUAUCCCGUCGGGGGCCGACUUCCCCUAUCCUCUCACGCUCUCCUGCUGCCACAUGUUCACGACGAGCCUUGUACUCCACAGCUUGCGCCUCUUCAAGCCGAGCCUUUUCCCUGGCAUGAGUGAAGGAUUGCGAAGCGACUGGGAGACAUUUCGCGCCGUGGUUCUGGUAGGUGGCCUGCUGGCUGUGUCAGUGGUUCUGUCCAACUCCGCUGCCAUGCUGUUGUCUGUGGCCUUCAUUAACAUGCUCAAGGGUGGAAACUCGGUUUUUGCCUUGGCACUGGGUCUCGUCAUUGGCACGACCAGCUGGUCUACAGCUCUGCAGCUCGGUUGGCCCGUGCUGAUCAUCUCCAUCGGGGCCGCAGCCACCAUUCACGGGGAGCUCUUCUUGAGCCACCUGGGCCUGGGGCUCUUGGUGGUGGCCAUUCUGGUGGAACAGUUCAGACUGGUUCUCUUCAAGUCGAUGAUGUCUGAAAGUGGGCUGAAGCUGGAUCCCCUGUCAGCUCUGUCUCUCUUCUCGCCGGUGGCCUUCCUGGUCACGGCGCCCUUUGCACUGUCAGAGCUUCGUGCUGCCCUGCACGUGCUCGAUGCCUUGCGAGGGAGUGCAUUGAUCCUGAAUGCGCUCACCGCAGUUACCCUCAACGUGGCCUACUCCAGAUUGCUGAAGGUGGCGAGCCCCGUCACCUUUACGGUCUUUGGCACUGCCAAGGAUGUUACUACUGCCGCUCUCUCACUGUGCAUCGUGGGGGGCAUUGUCACUCCCCAGCAACUUUGUGGCUACGUCGCUACGUUGUUCGGCAUGCUCCAGUAUGACCGCGCGAAGCGCCAGCUUGCCUAG